CGCCUCCUAAACCUAAACCUCAUUGACAAGAAAUCAGCAGCGCAACUAACAACAUACAAUGCAGUAUGCCCGAGGAUAUACGGUCAACCCAAGGCCCAUAAAGAUGGGCUCCCUCUUAGACCGGUUGUACCAAAUAUGACAGCUCCUUCCUACAACUUGUCCAAAUUUGUAGGACAAAUCAUUAACAACUCUAUCACCAGUCAAUACAACAUCAAGGACUCAUACUCUUUCUGUGACUUUAUCAACUCUAUAACCCUUCCACCCGGAUAUGUGCUCGUCUCACUAGACGUUACCGCUCUCUUUACAUCAAUCCCUAAGUCGUUAGUGAUACACGACAUCAUCAUAAGAUGGAAUGAGAUCAAGUCUAACACAAACAUAAAUCUGGACUUAUUUCUAGAAAUUGUAGAGUUUUGCAUCGACUCAAGCUACUUCAAAUACGACAACAAACAUUACCUACAGAUUUUUGGAACAGCGAUGGGAAACCCACUCUCGCCAGCAUUAGCCGACUUGAUUAUGGAAACACUACUAGAUACAGUAACCAGAACUCUCAAUUGCAAACCAGCCUUCAUUAAAAAAUUCGUCGACGACCUACUUCUAGCCAUACCAAUGGAUCAACUAAACCAUGUUCUACAAACAUUCAAUAGUUACAACGAGCACAUCCAGUUCACUUAUGAAACUGAAGUAGAUAAGAAAAUACCCUUUUUGGACUUACUACUAAUUCGAACAGACACCCAAACCAUCAAAAGUGAAUGGUACAUAAAACCCAUUGCUAGUGGCAGAUUCUUGGACUACUACUCGUUCCACCCGCUUCAUCAAAAACUAAAUAUGGCCCAAAACUUCAUUCAAAAAGUCACCCACUUGUCCACCAAUCUACAGGCUAAUGAAAAAUCACAAAUAAUACACCAACAGCUGAGUUUAAACAAUUAUCCAAGAAACCUACGAAACCGACUAAUCAACCGAAUGCACGAACGGAACCACAGCAACAUACUCAUCCCACCAGCAAAUGAAGAAACCCUGCAAUAUACUUACCGAUCUAUAGCAUACAUACCUCACCUGUCGAACAAAAUCGACAAGCACCUGAAAAACGAUUACAAAAACAUACGACUAGCACAUCACAACACGAGAACAGUUAGACACUUAUUCACAAAGCUAAAGGAUCCAGUACCUGACGAUCAACAAAACAACAUAAUAUACAGCAUUCCAUGCGAAUCCUGUCCAGCAUGUUACAUAGGUAUGACGACUAACAAAUUAAAAACUAGGAUCUACGGACAUCAAACACACUACAAUGCACUGGAUAAAUACAAACAACUAGGACUCACCGCCACCGACCCAGAAAUCGUAGCACUUAAGGAAAAAACUGCCUUGUUAGAACACAGCAUCGCCCAGGAUCAUAGAUUCGACCUAAAAAACACAAAAAUUAUAGACAAACACAACAAAAAACAUGCACUACCGUUCAUCGAAGUUUGCCACAUCAUCACCAAUGAAAAUAGUAUCAACAGACGUACAGACACUGAAGGCUUAAACACAAUCUAUGCUGGAAUUAUACAUUCUCUCAAAAACCAAAACAAACGUAGCAUAUACGACAAUAACUGUCAAAAUACGACUAUGACACCACACACUCACACACAUACAUAAAUGAACAUGUCAAAAAUAGUAGACGGAAAAGGAGAGACACAAACCAAAAAAUAUUCGCUCUAACUAGUGCACAGAAAAUCAAGCUUUGUAGAAUUAUAGCGAGCAAGCUUUUUCAUUCUGUUAACAGUGAGUCGCAUAAAUAUUGUUACACAUGAUUCACUAUCGGACGCCAUUACAAAUUACACACUAUAGACAACCAAUGUUGGACAUACAAACAUACACAACAACAAAACGUAUAGUUUCUGUAAGUAUUCAUUCACAGACAAACGGACAUAUUUGUAACGGAAAUACUAAAAAUUACAGAAUCCUUGAAAAAGGUGAAAUACAUUCACCGAAACUGUCGGACAUUGAAACAACAAAUCGUUUUUGCUGUUUUAUUGACUGCUUUGCCGAAACUCGCAUAAUAAGUAUAU
Topomyia yanbarensis is the source of this 2048-nucleotide messenger RNA. RefSeq lists its product as uncharacterized. The record is from RefSeq and is a predicted model, not a curated record. NCBI's taxonomy places the organism in Eukaryota, Metazoa, Arthropoda, Insecta, Diptera, Culicidae. The transcript is spliced from 2 exons. The coding region runs from base 136 to 1635 and encodes 499 amino acids.